GCCACAGAUAUGCAACGUGUGGCGUCGUUCCCACCGCCCACCGCCUACGGCACCCGCAAACACACCAGCCACACGGGCACAAAUGGAAGGAGGGUCGGCCCUGGCCUCUCUCUAUCUCGUGGAGCUUCUUUCACCCUCUCCUUCUGCCAUCUUUCAGCUCUCCUCGUCUCGUUUUCUGCAUUGCGCGUGGCAAGUCUUCUUCUUUUACAGAGGGCUACGCCUGCUUGAUCUCUUUCUUCUCUUGUUUUGUGCUCCUUGCCAGCGGCCAUCUCUUGUUGUGUUGACCCGACUGUCUCCUUUGUCUUGUGCCACCUUGCCCGAUCAUCGCGCAAACCGAAUCAACAACGUCUCGACUCAGCGACUGCGGCCGACUCCCCCAUCGAUAACGCUAUAUUUAGUGUAGUUUCAUCUUGACUGUCUUCUAGCCAAGGCAAUUCAACAAGCUCUACGACGCAGCGCUGUCGAAAAAAAGCUAGACUCCAAACUAGCUUUGUAUCUGUGAAACCCAAUUAUCCAGUCGAAAGCUUCUACAGAAUACGUUUAUCAACCCCCAUUGCCGCUCAAUCUGCUGUACAACCAUCUCAAUCAAUCAUCAGUUUUGAUUUGCAAAGAUGCCUUUCAUUACAGACGAUCACUGGAUUUCCGCCCAGGCCACGAACUUCGAUUUAUCCGAACUCGAAGACUGCGCCAUCGGUGUCGAUGCGGCCUACUACCUCGCAAGCCUUUUGGAUCAUGCACCAGCUCACGAACCCCUCCUUUCUGCCCUCGGCGGCCUCACUAGCAUUGAAGCUCGUAUCAAUGAGAAUCUUGACUUGUGGAAAGAAAACAAAAUUGUUCCAUUCUUCAUCUUUGAUGGACAAUCAGUGGCCGGUCAGGAUGAAGUGGCCAUGAAGCGUGGUCGCAACGCCAACAAAAAGACAGACGAGGCGUGGAAGCUCUACUCGCAAAACUCUGGCGAAGAGGCCGUUGCUACAUUUGGUGCCAACCCAGGAGCUUUCAGACUGCAAAAUAUCUUCCCUUUGCUUCAGGCCAUUCUCAAGAAGCGGUCUCUGCACUUCUUGGUAGCGCCUUACAACGCUUGUGCACAGCUUGCCUACUUUGAGAUAAUUGACUCAGACCAAUGUGCGGCCGUUAUGGGCCCCCAAGAGCUUCUACUCUACCCCAUCAAAGAUUGUGUCAUUCGCAGCUUCGAUUGGAAGGCCAAGACCGUUUCCGCAAUCUCGAAGAAGCGAGCGUUGCGAACACUUGGUGUGAGCGAGUCCACUUUUACCGAUGCUCUGCUCAUGUCUGGUACAUCCUUCUUGCCUACAUUCCCAGCACUUUUGGACGGCGGUCUCUACCCUCAGGGCUUCAGCAUCAACGAAGCCGUCAAUCUGCUCCGCAUGUUUGAAAAGUCUGUCGCAAACGUGUGCUCCAACUUUAGUGACUUGUUGAAACAAGACCCGACCUGGUUGGAAAAGUACCAAAAGGCCAGACUUGCAGUUCAUCAUUUCAUUCACAUUUCAGAGACUGGCGAAAUUUGCGUUAACGACUACGAUCACUUGACUCAGGAUAACCACGAAUAUCUGGGCCUGCAACUUCCUGAGGAGCUGUUCCACUACCAGAACACUGGCUUGAUCGGAUCCAGAAUUCUGAACUGUAUAACACACAGUCAAAUCCUGAUUCAACCAACGCUUGAAGGUAGUGCCUCGGAUGAGUAUAAGAAGCUCGUUACAGAAAAGAUUGUGCCCAUCAAGGAACAAGCCCUCGGUUUGAUUAUCCCUCGGGUUCAUCGUGGCAUUGGUCACAAAAACAUCGUCAUGAAGGCCUGGUUCGAUCCCAAGUUUUCGUACACAAUCAACCACAGAGCUCUCCAACCCCAGCCGUCUGUUGUUGUUGGCUCCUGGGAUGUCAAGGAAGAUGACCUGCGAGAGGUUUUCCCUGCUGACUUUGCGGGACCUAUUUACCUGGAGGUCCUAGCCUUGGCCAACUCUGAUUUUGUUGCCAAAACAUUGACAAAGAGCAAGCUUAUCAAAGGAAUCGAUAGUGCCGAAAUGGUUGUCUCUGUUGCCAUCUGGAGAUUCCUCCAUCUCCGAGGCUACGUAAACGACGAGCAUAAGCUUACUAAAUGGGGCAAUGCUCUGGCGACAACGCUGCUGGCUCUCAAGGAUGCCAGUGAGGCUCACCCUGACACUCCUGCCCUUGAUGAAGCAGCCCUCCUCGCAUUUGAGCUGGUUAGACUGGAUGCGCUUCACGGUAAGCUUGCCGCCGAUGCCACAAGCGCCCCUCGCAAGGGUAGUGAGGAGGAUAAGGAGAGCCUCGCGCUUAUUAGCCGAUGUGCAUCGCUGCUCAAGCUCCGCCACCUUGUCUCUGGCUACACCGGCCCAUUGAACAAGACUCUCCUCAAUUUCCGUUCCAUGUCCACCGCGGUCCGCGAGGCCGAUCGCGAUCUUCUUGAGGCUAUUAUUGCGUCGAUGUUCUUGUACGGCCAAUGCCAACGUGAACGCGACGACUAUCUCGAGAUUGGCCAGAAGAUUCCUUUCCUUCAGGAGCCGGAUAUUGGCAUGGGCAUUGCUAUUUGGACGUUCUUGGAUGAAGACGAUGCUAGCCACUCCAAGGAAGAACGAGCCAAGCGACUUACUGAUUUCCCUCCCAACUUCCUUCCCCAUGCCGAGGCUUUAACAGAAGAUGUGCAAAUCUGCAUGGAAUUCUUCAAUGCGCUGAACCAAGGCCUACAGACGCUAGAUAACAAGGAGCUUCCUGCCACAACCAAGAAGGCGUGGGCGACGGCGCAGACAUAUCUGGAUGCACGCCCAUUCUAGGCCAUCCCACUCCCGAGACUAAUGCAUAUUUUUGGCAAUGUUUAUUAUUGUUUGGCGUAUGGCGAAUGACAAAUUUGACGCUUUGUAUUAAAAAGAAAAGAAAGUCGGAUGCAGCAUAUCAGCAAUGUUGGGAAGUAGGCUGUUUGACAAAGAUACAUAUUAAUGUACCUGUUUGUUUUACAGCCAUAAUACUCGUGUUGGAGAGAGGCGGUUUGAAGCGUGGACGAACACCGGUACAGGGCCAAGUUGGUGCGCAUAUUCUCGUCUCCAUACUUUACUUGGAGACAGCUACAGACAAAACAGAUAGCAGCAUCUAGAAUACCAGAUAAACACAUACCCUCACUUUGAAUGAUGGAAAAUAACCCUUUGGUAUUGAUAAUCA
This is a messenger RNA of [Torrubiella] hemipterigena, 3183 nucleotides long. NCBI's taxonomy places the organism in Eukaryota, Fungi, Ascomycota, Sordariomycetes, Hypocreales, Clavicipitaceae. The record is from the annotation of a GenBank genome assembly.